AAGCCUCUUUUGUUGCCCGUUAACCAGCACAGCAAGCUCCAAACCUCUCUCUCUCUCCUUCUCUUCAUUCCAUCAGAGAGAGCUUGAGAGGGAGAGAAGAAGAAGGGAGAAGGGCUCAACUCAACCAUGGGCUGCUUCCUUGCUUGCUUUGGAGGUCCUAAGGACCGGAAACGCCGUCGUCCGGUGGUUCCGGCGAGCCCGGCACAUCGAAUUCAUGAGAGUUAUCAGCCACUCAAACCGAGCCUUUCGCCGAAGAAAUUAGCUCCGGAGGUUGCUCUUGGCUCACCUUUGAAUCUCAGAGAGAAUCAGGAACCAGGGAGCUUUAGUAGCAAUAGAAAGAAAGUGACGUUCGAUUUGAAUGUGAAAACUUAUGAGGAUGUCUCUGUGCCUGAGGACUCGAAGUAUUCUUCUGAUGAGGAUGUCGAAAAUGAAGAAAAGGGAGAGGAAAAGUCCAGCCCAGUUUUGUGUGCUUUUCCAGCUAAUCAUAGAUACCAAAAUUGUGUAAAUAGUGAUGAUGAAGAAGAACUAGAAGAAUGUGAAGGUGCAGAAGAUGAGGAGUUUGAAGACAGUGAUUUGGAUGCGGAGGAUGAAGAUAUUGGUGUUGUUGGAGGGAAUGAGGAUGAAUCCUACGAUUCGUACUUUUCACUGCCUAUGGACAAAGAAAGAGAAGAAUUACAAGAAAUUAGUAGUCCCAAGUCAAUCAAUGAAACUUCUCCGGACAAGCAAUUGAAGAUUUUGGAUAGUAAAAAUGUGAGAGACAGGAGCCAGUAUAUACAUUCAGUGUUGAAUCCUGUUGAAAAUAUCUCGCAAUGGAAGGAAGUCAAGGUUCGUGUGACGCCGGCGAAGCUCCAGAAAGAGAACAUCAGUUUUGAGCCAGAGCCUGUAAUGAAGGUUGAAAAGCCUUCUCAAAAGAAUAGCCUAAUGAGUCCAAGUCCAAUUUCGUCUGCCAAACAAGAAGUGUCUGUGGAUGCUAGCCUUUCCACCUGGUUGAGCUCGCCUGAAAGCCCAAUACCGGAAAGGCCUCAGAUGAGCAAGUCUCAUCAGUCUAACUCAUCGCUGAGCCGGGAAGAUCAGCCUAUUCUAGGCGCUCUAACUGUCGAUGAUCUUAAGCAAUCAGUGACUUCAUCUCCUCGAAGAUCUCCAAGCAAAAGCCCCGAUGAAAUGCCUAUAUUGGGUACUGUUGGCAGUUACUGGAAUGAUUCUAUUUCUUCUCUAUCUAGUUCAGCUGCAAAAGGAAUUCCUAACACUACCAGCAAAUACAGAGAGGAUAGGAGGGUGAAUUGGCAUUCAACUCCAUUUGAGAAAAGGCUGGACAAAGCUUUGAACAACAGAGGUGCUCUUGAAACUUCCUUGAGCUAAUUGUGUGCUUGUAAACAUGUUUUGUGUGUAUGUGUGUGUUUGGUUUUGUCAUAAUUUGGGGAAGAACAUAUGGAAAUAUUAGGACUAGAUACUUGUUUAUGUAUGUAUUGGUUGUUUAAUUUGGUAUUGGAGUUGUGUAUUUCACUUGGAAAAAAGGGGUUGUAAUCACAAAGUAUUGAAUUGAUUCUUAAUAGUA
This is a messenger RNA of Dioscorea cayenensis subsp. rotundata (Guinea yam), 1555 nucleotides long. RefSeq lists its product as uncharacterized. Gene Ontology annotation, biological process: male meiosis II. Lineage: Eukaryota; Viridiplantae; Streptophyta; Magnoliopsida; Dioscoreales; Dioscoreaceae. Bases 127 to 1359 code for a protein of 410 amino acids. The record is from RefSeq and is a predicted model, not a curated record. The transcript is spliced from 4 exons.